AUGCAAUCCGCUUCCUCAGAUUCCACAACCCAACCCUUGGAAUCUGGAGAACCAAAGGCAAAAGAGCAACCACGGCCACAGCAACUGUCCGACAAGGCUUUGAAAAACAGCACCAAUGACUUCGGCCAUUUUGCUAGCUCGACCCUGCGUCUCUCGCUGUGGCAACUGUAUCAAAAAGGCAAAUAUACCGAUCUCACGGUGACGUGUUGGGGUCGGUCGUUCCAAGUCCACAAGGUUGUGGUAUGCGCUCAGUCUUCGUUCUUUGAUGCAGCGUGUGGGGGGCAUUUCAAGGAGUCGGUUGAGAAUAGAAUAGAUCUGCCAGAUGAAGAACCAGACAUGGUAGAGCGCCUGAUUCAGUUUUUGUAUACCGGGAAUUACGUCGAUGGUGAAUACUUCGACGAGUUACCCUCUAUCCCAGCCCUGAUGGAGCCAGACGACAUCGAAGAAGAGCUUGGGGAGAGAUUUGACGGUUUCCUUAACAUCCUUUUCGAUGGCUCCACCCACAACUCAGAUUAUGACCCUGACGAAGAGUCAAGUACCGAAGAACACCCCACCGAGCCCCUUGAAUAUGACUCCGAGUGUAGUGAUCACGCUUCGGAGUUCAGUCCCAGCGAGAACUCGUAUCAGGAAGACUGCCCAAUUCAACUCUUUACCUCACUGCGCAUGUACGUCAUUGGCGAUAAAUACGACAUCCCGGCCCUACAACUGCUUGCUAAGAAGCGGUUUACUCAAACUACUGCAUGCCACUGGACAACAUAUGAUGAUUUUCCAGCGAUCUUGGAUGAAUUGUUCAUGACGACUAGGACGACUGAUCCGCUAAGGCGGCUGGUUUGCACACUGAUGGAACGCGAUUAUGCUACAAACCCGGCUAUGAGAAUCAAGAUCCGGCCUAUAGUUGAGAAGCAUGGGGAUUUGGCUCUGAAAAUGCUGGAUUGUAUGAUGGCACGUAUGGAUGCAAGGCUGGCUUCCUUUUGCGAGGUAGAGGACAAAAAGGCUCUAUUCCAUGCUACUUUCUGA
Molecule: messenger RNA, 1017 nt
Organism: Aspergillus melleus
Lineage: Eukaryota; Fungi; Ascomycota; Eurotiomycetes; Eurotiales; Aspergillaceae
Product: BTB/POZ domain-containing protein
Exons: 3
Coding region: 1-1017 (338 amino acids)
Molecular function (GO): protein binding
Source: RefSeq, a predicted model, not a curated record